AUGCGUUGCUGCAGAGGGCAGGAGAGUAACGAAAGGGGUAAUGCGUUGGAGGCUGAGGGGAAGGAGGGAGACAAGAGUACACGCGUCUGCCCAAGACUCGGGUUCAGAUGCUGUCAAAGACGUACCUGUAGCCUUGGUACUGUAUCUACCCUUGGUAACCAAUUUUACGCAUCGCACGUAGCACACUCGAGCGAUUCCCCUCACUCUGUGGAGCACUCCCUGUGGAGCCCUCCCUCACGCCCCCCCAUCCGCCCCUCUUUCGCCCAGUCGCCCAGGCCCUUCUUCCUCCUCACCACCCCUCACCCUGCCCAUCUCACCGCCUCGAUUCCAUCACACCACCCUUUCCCCCCACAAUGGAUCAGCCCGUCAAGCUCGGCAAAGUCUCCAAGAUCAUCGGCCGCACCGGCUCGCGCGGUGGAAUUACACAAGUCCGCGUCGAGUUCCUCGACGACGCCAACCGCUCCAUCAUCCGUAACGUCAAGGGGCCCGUCCGCGAGGGUGACCUUCUCGCCCUCCUCGAGUCGGAGCGCGAAGCCAGGCGCUUCCGGUAACUUGCCUCCUCCGCCAGCAGUUGCGAUCCCGACCACCGCCGAUGCGUUUGAUUUGAGCUCGUGCGUGAUAGGCACAGAGUAUUUUGGCUUGUCGUGCCGGGUUGCUAGUAAAUUGCCCUCCCGUUAUGGGUCUUUUCGCUUGCUUCUCUUUUGCAUCCCCUGAGCAGUAAAAGUCGCCUUCCCACCUUCAUGUUCACUAUUA
Molecule: messenger RNA, 753 nt
Organism: Chondrus crispus (carragheen)
Lineage: Eukaryota; Rhodophyta; Florideophyceae; Gigartinales; Gigartinaceae
Product: 40S ribosomal protein S28
Exons: 5
Coding region: 354-551 (65 amino acids)
Biological process (GO): ribosomal small subunit assembly; maturation of SSU-rRNA; translation
Cellular component (GO): ribosome; cytosolic small ribosomal subunit
Molecular function (GO): structural constituent of ribosome
Source: RefSeq, a predicted model, not a curated record